This is a messenger RNA of Odobenus rosmarus divergens (Pacific walrus), 3280 nucleotides long. RefSeq names its product ClpB caseinolytic peptidase B homolog (E. coli) (gene CLPB). The transcript has 17 exons. Gene Ontology annotation, molecular function: ATP hydrolysis activity; ATP binding; protein binding. NCBI's taxonomy places the organism in Eukaryota, Metazoa, Chordata, Mammalia, Carnivora, Odobenidae. The coding region runs from base 208 to 2331 and encodes 707 amino acids. The record is from RefSeq and is a predicted model, not a curated record. Gene Ontology annotation, biological process: cellular response to heat. Gene Ontology annotation, cellular component: mitochondrion; cytoplasm.
AUUGUGACGUAUGUUCCACAGCUUUCUGGGAAAUGUAGUUUAUUUGUUCUCCAGUUGCGGAAAAAUCUAAGGCUGUGGACUACCACUCCCGUGAAGUAGUGCGGUAUCCCACCGCGUUCGCGGCGUCUUCGAACGCGCCGCGGCAGCCAUGUUGGACGCGGCCAGCACAGGGGCUGGCACCCAGGGGUUAUCGAAGCGGCUGUCACGAUGCUGGGGUUCCUGGUGUUGAGGAGAACAGCGCUGGCGCCGCGGCUCCUCCUCCAGCUGCUUAGGUCCCCAUCGCUCCGGAGUCAUGGAAGUGCCUCCAGCCAGAGUGUGACCACCGCGGGCCGCGGGGAGCCGCAGUGGCUGAGGGCGGCCGUCGGGGGGCGCCCUGGAACAUCGUUGGCCUUCCUCCCCCGAGAAGGGGCAGCCACCUGGGGGCGCCAGGGAGGACGCACCGAGACCCAGGGCCUCGUAGCCGCAACAUGGGGACGCCUUCCUAGCCCAGAAGAAACACUCCCGGGACAGGACAGCUGGAACGGGGUCCCCAGCAGGGCCGGACUGAGCAUGUGGGCCCUGGCCACGGCGCUGGUGGUUCACUGUUACAGCAAGAGCCCGUCCAACAAGGAUGCAGCCCUGAUGGAAGCUGCUCGCACCAACAAUGUCCAAGAAGUCAGCAGGCUCUUGUCGGAAGGUGCAGAUGUUAAUGCAAGGCACAGACUUGGCUGGACAGCACUCAUGGUGGCAGCCAUCAGCCGAAAUGACAGUGUGGUGCAGAUCCUGCUUGCUGCUGGUGCUGACCCAAACCUUGGGGAUGAUUUCAGUAGUGUUUAUAAGACUGCCAAGGAGCAGGGAAUCCAUUCUUUGGAAGAUGGGGGACAGGACGGUACAAGCUGGUGCAUCACAAACCAGUGGACAAGUGCCCUGGAGUUCAGGAGAUGGCUAGGAGUUCCCACUGGCGUCCUGGUCACCCGAGAGGAUGACUUCAACAACCGGCUGAACAACCGUGCCAGCUUCAAGGGCUGCACAGCCCUGCACUAUGCUGUCCUUGCUGAUGACUACCGCACUGUCAAGGAGCUGCUUGAUGGAGGAGCCAACCCCCUGCAGAGGAAUGAAAUGGGACACACACCCUUGGAUUAUGCCCGAGAAGGGGAGGUGAUGAAGCUUCUGAGGACUUCUGAGGCAAAGUACCAGGAGAAGCAACGGAAGCGUGAGGCGGAGGAGCGGCGCCGCUUUCCCCUGGAGCAGCGGCUGAAGGAGCACAUCAUUGGCCAGGAGAGUGCCAUCGCCACAGUGGGUGCUGCGAUCCGGAGGAAGGAGAAUGGCUGGUACGAUGAAGAACACCCUCUGGUCUUCCUCUUUUUGGGAUCAUCUGGAAUAGGAAAAACAGAGCUGGCCAAGCAGACAGCCAAAUAUAUGCACAAAGAUGCCAAAAAGGGCUUCAUCAGGCUGGACAUGUCUGAGUUCCAAGAGCGGCAUGAGGUGGCCAAGUUUAUUGGGUCCCCACCAGGCUACAUUGGCCACGAGGAGGGUGGCCAGCUGACCAAGAAGCUGAAGCAGUGUCCCAAUGCUGUGGUGCUCUUCGAUGAGGUGGACAAGGCCCAUCCAGAUGUGCUCACCAUCAUGCUGCAGCUGUUUGAUGAGGGCCGGCUGACGGAUGGAAAAGGGAAGACCAUCGACUGCAAGGAUGCCAUCUUCAUCAUGACCUCCAAUGUGGCCAGUGACGAGAUCGCACAGCACGCACUGCAGCUGAGGCAAGAGGCUUUGGAGAUGAACCGUAACCGUCUCGCCGAAAACCUUGGGGAUGUCCAGAUUAAUGACAAGAUAACCAUCUCAAAGAACUUCAAGGAGAAUGUGAUACGCCCCAUCCUGAAAGCUCACUUCCGGAGGGAUGAGUUUCUGGGAAGAAUCAACGAGAUUGUCUACUUCCUCCCCUUCUGCCAUUCAGAGCUCAUCCAGCUUGUCAACAAGGAACUGAACUACUGGGCCAAGAGAGCCAAGCAAAGGCACAACAUCACACUGCUCUGGGACCGCGAGGUGGCAGACGUGUUGGUUGACGGCUACAAUGUGCACUAUGGUGCCCGUUCCAUCAAGCAUGAGGUCGAGCGCCGUGUGGUGAACCAGCUGGCAGCCGCCUAUGAACAAGACCUGCUGCCGGGGGGCUGUACUCUGCGCAUCACUGUGGAGGACUCAGACAAACAGCUGCUCAAGAGCCCCGAACUGCCCUCACCCCCAGCUGAGAAGCGUCCACCCAAGCUGCGGCUGGAGAUCAUCGACAAGGACAGCAAGACCCGCAAACUGGACAUCCGGGCCCCACUACACCCUGAGAAGGUGUGCUACAAUCUCUAGCUUCUACCCACCUGCCUCUACAUGCCCUCAACAUCUAAUAAAGGCCCCUCGGCUGUGGCAUGGCAACUGACCUAUCUUCCCCUCAUGCCCUUUCCCUCCUCUCCACCCAGCCUGAGGCCUGUUUACCUCCUCAUAGCCCCCGGAAGACCCCUCCUCAGCCUCAAAGUCAAAAAUAGGGAUUUUGUCCUCCCCUGGACCUUUUAUUAUGGGCCCAAAACUUGCCAACAGGUCUCCAAGGGAGGGGCUGCCUCCCCAUCCCCUUCAAGGCAGGGAAGAGAAGGAGGUCCCUUAUCUCUAUCCUUCAGCAUGAUCCCCAUGGUCUGUAGUCUCUGGAACUUGAUUAUCAUGGUCCCAGGAAGCUCAGAAGUUUGGCCGCUAAGAACAGAUCUGCCUGGGAAAAGACGGGGACCAGGCUGUGCCCUGACACCCUUUGCUGGCCCUCGUACAACUGAGUCCCCAGAAUGUCUGCACAGAUUGUGGAGAAAGAGUGCAGAGGCCCAGGCACAGAGGUUGUGCAGUGUAGACUGUAGCUCCCUCUUUCCCAUAGCCUAGAAUUCCAAGGAGAGGGGACCCAUAGAACUUCUCCCCCGUCCACUGCCAUAUGGUGGCUGUUUCCCCUCACCACAUUCUGGUGUCAGGCCAGACCAUGUUUCUCCAGCUCUGGAACUAAGCCAGUAUAAGGCACCUCGAGGAGGAAGGCUGAGUGGGUCACUACCCUGCUCUGCUCCGGGACUGGACAACAGUACCAAAUGACCAGGCAAGCUCAGCUCUAUGGGGCCUCCUUCAGGAGACGAACACAGACAUCGGGGAGCUGUAGGGAGAGAGAUCAUGAAAUCAGGCUGUGCCCAGGUGGCCAUGGAGUCUGCAUCAGCUCUGUCUAUACUGCUGUCCCAGCUGAGUUAGCCUGGAAUAAACUGCUCCCCCGGGCAGUCUGCAUGUUAGUCACGAA